AUGCCUCCAAGAAGGAAUACUCGCAGCACGAGAGAAAAUCCUGAAAGCCAAACACCUGAUAUAGCACAGUUGAUAGCUCAGCAAAUUCGAGAGGCAGUACCAACUAUUGUUGCUCAGGUCACAGCAGGUAUUAACGCAAAUCAAAGGAGUGAAGGAGGCCCUAGUACCGAGAAUCCUGUCAGAGAGGAGAACCGUAACACCGAUGAUAGAGGAUGCAGUUACAAGACAUUCAUGUCUUGCAAUCCCAAGGAGUUCUAUGGUAAAAAAGGUGCAAUUGGAUUAUUAUCAUGGAUUGAGAGCAUGGAGUCGGUACUCCAUAUUAGCAAAUGUUACAAAGACUAUAAGGUGGAGUAUGCAACAUGCCAACUCCAGGGAAGAGCCCUAACUUGGUGGAACAUACAAGUUCAAACUCGUGGUCGUCAAGCUGCCUAUGAAUUAUCAUGGGAAGAACUCAADAAGUUWCUCAWCGAAGAGUAUUGUUCUAAGAGCGAAAUUCAGAAAUUGGAAGUCGAAUUCUGGAAUCACACCAUGAUUGGAAUGGAGAUAGACAAAUACACAGCCCGUUCUCAUGAGCUUGCAAAGUUAGUACCUCAUAUGGUCAAUCCAGAGGAAAAACGAAUUGAUCGGUAUAUUUGGGGAUUGGCACCUGAAAUCCGAGGGAUGGUCACGUCGGCAAACCCAACCACUAUACAAAACGCGAUGGUUUUGGCAAACCGUCUGACAAAUAAUGCAGUUAGAUCAGGGAUUUUAAAGCAAGACAAAUUUGGUGGAAAGAGGAAACUAGAGGAGCAAUCGUGGAAAAGGACCAAUAACAAUUUAGGCAAGAGCCAAAAAGUGGUGAAGAAUUUUGGAGUAAAGGCUCAGGAACCAAAGCUGUGUAGUCGGCCACUUCCGAAAUGCAGCAAAUGUAAUUAUUACCAUGUAGGGGCCUGUCCCACAUGUGGCAAAUGUAAUCGGUUGGGUCAUAUUUCCAAGUUCUGUAGAGAGGAAAAGGAAAUCAAGGAUGGAAUAAGGGCAUGCUAUGAGUGUGGAAGUCAGGAUCACUUCAGGAAUAAGUGCCCAAGGAUGAUUAGACGAUCGAGCAUCCACAAUGCCGGGAACCAGGAAAGGCAAACAAGUCAGGGAAAUCAAGGAGGCCAUGCUCGGGGAAGGGCAUUUGCAAUAGGAGCCGAAGAGGCACGUUAA
Molecule: messenger RNA, 1185 nt
Organism: Cynara cardunculus var. scolymus (artichoke)
Lineage: Eukaryota; Viridiplantae; Streptophyta; Magnoliopsida; Asterales; Asteraceae
Exons: 1
Coding region: 1-1185 (394 amino acids)
Molecular function (GO): zinc ion binding; nucleic acid binding
Source: RefSeq, a predicted model, not a curated record